AUGAGCCAGGCGGAUGUGUCGACUUGCUCCGCACCGCAGAGGGUGUUCCAGGAGGCGGUGAAGAAAGGCAACACAAAGGAGCUGCACUCGUUGCUGCAGAACAUGACAAACUGCGAGUUCAACGUCAACUCCUUCGGGCCAGAAGGACAGACUGCCCUGCACCAGUCCGUCAUAGACGGCAACCUCGAGUUGGUGAAACUACUAGUGAAGUUUGGGGCAGAUAUCCGACUGGCCAACAGGGAAGGGUGGAGCGCUUUACACAUCGCCGCCUUCGGGGGCCACCAAGACAUUGUGCUAUACCUCAUCACCAAGGCCAAGUAUUCCUCUGGUGCGCGGUGA
Molecule: messenger RNA, 339 nt
Organism: Oryzias latipes (Japanese medaka)
Lineage: Eukaryota; Metazoa; Chordata; Actinopteri; Beloniformes; Adrianichthyidae
Source: RefSeq, a predicted model, not a curated record